Xenopus laevis (African clawed frog) is the source of this 816-nucleotide messenger RNA. RefSeq names its product zinc transporter ZIP13-like. The record is from RefSeq and is a predicted model, not a curated record. The coding region runs from base 158 to 790 and encodes 210 amino acids. The transcript has 4 exons. Lineage: Eukaryota; Metazoa; Chordata; Amphibia; Anura; Pipidae.
AUUUAUUUUGAUGUCCAUUUUACCCCCCUCCCAGGUGAGAAAGAAGACAAAGGAGCCAAAACUCCCAAAUAGGCUUGGGAAAUCCCAGUACAAAGCCUAGUUCUGUUUAAGGCUGGUGAGAAGUAAGUGCCAGUUGUUGGCACAACCUCUAUAAAGGAUGAUGUGGGGAGGAAGAAUCCUGUUGCUGUGCUUGAUAUGCCUAGCCUUCCAACUCAGUGCUACGUGCCUGCCGGGCAGUCGUGCUUGUGAGCCUGCCAGCCUCUCUUCUGUGGAUGCAUGGAUCUGCUCCAUAAUCGGCUCCCUGCUUGUGGGGCUUAGCGGGGUCUUUCCACUGCUGGUCAUUCCCAUUGAAGCCGGGGCAGAACUUCGGUCAGAAAAGAACUCUCAAAGGCUAAAACAGCUCCUGAGCUUUGCAAUUGGUGGAUUACUGGGCGAUGUGUUCCUGCAUCUGUUACCGGAGGCCUGGGCUUAUACCUACAGUGCAACAACAGAAAGUGGCCAGAGAGAGUCUGAUGAACGGAAAGCACAAGAACAACAGCAAGCAGAAAUGCCAAACGCAGAAAAGUCAGCCAAAACGGACAAUGGAGAGAUCCGGCAAAGCGGGCUAAAGGACCUCGCCGCGCCCCAAGAGUUAAUUGUGGGCUGUCCGUGUCAAAUGCCUGCCGGGAAAAGCACAUGUGAAGUGCGAUGGAUUCAAGCGUGGCUUGUUCUCUUGUUACACACGAUAGGCCUGACAGAAAAUCAUUUUGAAAUGUUCCCAUUAUGUAAACUCGUGGCAUCGUUACCCUAGCAGUGGUAAUAAAAAUCUGAGGGGUC